UACUGCCCUAAAGCCAUUUGCAGCUGGCAACGGCGGCGACUCACAAUUCCGCGAUGGCGGACGGCGGCGCGUCGUCAGCUCCUUCCGAAGAUGUGGACCUACUUUAUCCAGAGCUUAUGUCGGUGAAGGCCAUCGUCAAAAUUUUGAAAGAGCGGUACGUGAAGCACCCACGGCUCGAGGAACUAGACAAGGCGGCUCUUGUACAGUUGUACGAGAAGACCGUGCUACCACUGCCACAGCGGGAGUACCGCGACACCCGGACGGGGCGAGCCCUGUCAGCCCUGCGAGAGCGUGCCGACAGCCGCCGCAAGCGGAAGGCCUCUCAGGACUCUUCCUCUGACUCAUCGCCCACAAAGCACCGCAAAGGCAGCCAAGAUAAAGCACGUGACGACGACAAGGCACGGCGGCGGUCGAGCGAGCCUCUUGCAAAGCGAGACAGGAAAUCGGAUGCCGCAGCCAGUGGGGGUGGCGAGUGGGGCUCCUGGGAUGAAGAGGCCAAGUCCAAACCCAGCAAGACGAGUGUCACAAAUAGGUGCCAUGGCGAGGGCGACGGACCUCCGAGGAAAAAGCACCGGACACCAAUCACGUGGCCGUGACUAGUGCAGAAGGAUUCGAGCAGGCUGCCACCAAACUCAAACAUGACGUACGUCUGCAAAGGUGGCAAAAAUGGUGCCGAGGCUCACCACAUUUACACUCGCUGUCAUCUUCGUCAUCACGUGCAUCUUGUUGUGCACGACAAAGGGGGGCACCAUUUCACUCAAUGCACAUCCGUCGAAUGUUAAGCAAAUAAGAGGGACAGGCUUUUCCAGCUAAACCACUGAAAUUUUGAGCUGUAGUGGACUUUCACAGUGCUCUUUAUUCAAAAUGUUUGCAUGUGGUAGUUGCGUAUUUCGUUAAGUCUCAGCUGUGCAUUUUCUGCAGUGACACCAAGUGAAAAGAGCAUAUUUUCUCUGCAAUAUAAUGGUGGCACCAUCUGUCACAGUUACGGUGAAACAUGGCGUACUGUGUUUUGCCAUGACAACGGCAAACGGCACUGGCACUCCUUUCAGCAGAAGAACUGCUUUCUUAUGCCCACGUUGCUGCAGACAAGGUGUAGUUGUCAUUUAUUCUAGGCAAUGCGGGCUCCACAAAAUGCCACCUCCGUGCAAAAUUUGUGUGCGAAAUUUCUGUGCAAACAAGUCGGUAAUUGAGCCAGGAGAGCCAAGCAUACUUUGCCCUCUUAUUUGCACAGUGUAUUGUAGACCGUGGUUGGAGUGCACUGACAAUAAAUGAUUUUGCACACCCAACUGCAAUUGCUAAUCGUC
Molecule: messenger RNA, 1304 nt
Organism: Dermacentor silvarum
Lineage: Eukaryota; Metazoa; Arthropoda; Arachnida; Ixodida; Ixodidae
Exons: 4
Coding region: 54-596 (180 amino acids)
Biological process (GO): embryonic morphogenesis
Cellular component (GO): tRNA-splicing ligase complex
Source: RefSeq, a predicted model, not a curated record